UCUCUCUCUCUCUCGCCCUCUCUCUCCCAUUAUUUAUAUACAAUCUCUCAUUCUGUGACCAAAGUGCCACACCGUCGCCAAAACUGUCUUCCUACACUACUGUCCUUCACUGAGACUGAGAAUACUCUUCUAUCAUGGCAGACCCCUAUAACUCCUCCAAUCUCGACAAUAAUGGAUGGAUCAACUUAUGCCACUCCACCCUCACCAUUUCCCUUCAUUGCUCUCUACUGCUACUUCUUCUGCCAACUCAACCAGAAGUAGCCCCUUUAAUUUCAGUAUUUCUAAUCCUCCACACACCUACUCUUCACAUAACUUCUUCACUGAUAAGAAAUCCUCUAAUAUUCAAACACAGAUGCCCUCGUCCAUUAAUGAUCAUAUCAACGUUUCCUCACCUCCUCUCAAAGAAGCUCUUCCUUUACUAAACAACUUACUAAGCCCUAGAGGGGUCCUAGAAGAGAAACAUGGUCAUGAGCCCUCAAACAGCAGCACUAUUACUCCAAUGGAAGAAGAAACGAGGAACAAAGAUCAUGCUGUUUAUGAUGAUGGUGAUGACAGCGGCGAUGAUGAGGAUAACUUGAUUGUAGCCCUACACUUAGGCCUCCCAAGUUCUUCUAAUUUUGGUAACGUGCAAUCUCAGUUUGCAGAUCAGGUUCAUAAUAAGGAAGGAGUGAUCAGUAGCAGUAAUAGUGAUGUUGUUUCAUCGGGUAACCCUAGUGUGGCUGUGGACAGACUAAACAAGGGUGAUCGUUACUGGAUUCCCACCCCUUCCCAGAUUCUUAUUGGCCCAACUCAGUUCUCAUGUUCUAUUUGCUCCAAAACCUUCAACAGAUACAAUAACUUGCAGAUGCAUAUGUGGGGGCAUGGCUCUCAAUACAGGGAAGGACCAAACUCGCUAAAGAGAACUCAACCCACAGCCAUGCUAAGACUCCGUUGCUAUUGUUGUGCACCAGGUUGUAAGCACAACAUUGACAACCCUAGAGGUGCAAAGCCACUCAAGGACUUCAGAACUCUUCAGGUACAUUACAAGAGAAAGCACGGCGUCCGAUCCUUCAUGUGCAAACGCUGUGGCAAGGCUUUUUCUGUGAAAGGUGAUUGGAGAACCCAUGAGAAAAACUGUGGCAAGAUUUGGUACUGCAUUUGUGGGUCUGAUUUUAAGCAAAAGAGGUCUCUCAAAGACCACAUCAAGGCCUUCGGUCGUGGCCAUGGAUCGUUCGAUAUUGAGUGUUUCGAAGAAGAAGAUGAACCCGCAUCCGAAAUUGAACAUGAUGCCGAGGCUUCAAGAUGGUAUACUUCGCAAAACUAAGAUUUAUGUGUAUCCAUGUCUUAUCUCUAUCUUCAGCUCAUAUAUAUACUUAUCUCCAUAUGUAUAUUUGUUCCUUAUCCUCAUGAAUGGACAUAUGGUAACUUGGCUUUGCCU
Messenger RNA from Malus domestica (apple), 1417 nucleotides. Its product is annotated as zinc finger protein WIP2-like. The record is from RefSeq and is a predicted model, not a curated record. Lineage: Eukaryota; Viridiplantae; Streptophyta; Magnoliopsida; Rosales; Rosaceae. Gene Ontology annotation, cellular component: nucleus. Gene Ontology annotation, molecular function: DNA-binding transcription factor activity. Gene Ontology annotation, biological process: anatomical structure development; regulation of gene expression.